CUUCCCUUCAACUUUUCAAAGGUCUGAAAUUGUUUGGUAUCGAGUUCUGUUUGGCUACCAAGUCGCGUGAUUGAGAUCGUUUGUGUCACUAUUUGCUCGAAUACGACACCAUGGUAUAUACAGCCUCCUUCGCCUUCUUCGAGGCUAUAUACGAGGCGGGCAUCACGCAUUGCUUCGUCAAUCUUGGCUCUGACCAUCCGAGUAUCAUUGAAGCAAUUGUCAAAGGCCAGAAUGAGAAGAAGGGAAAGUUCCCACGUAUCAUCACAUGUCCCAAUGAAAUGGUCGCUCUCAGUUUGGCGGACGGCUACGCAAGACUUACCAACAAACCUCAAUGUGUCAUUGUCCACGUUGAUGUAGGAACCCAAGGUCUUGGUGCAGCAGUCCACAAUGCAUCUUGCGGAAGAGCACCCGUUCUCAUCUUUGCUGGACUUUCGCCAUACACAAUUGAAGGCGAGUACCGCGGCUCACGAACCGAGUACAUCCACUGGAUUCAGGAUGUUCCAGAUCAAAAGCAGAUUGUUGCACAGUACUGCCGCUACACCGGAGAGAUCAAGCGUGGAGCCAAUGUCAAGCAAUUGGUCAACAGAGCUCUGGCUUUUGCCACGAGUGAGCCGAGAGGUCCUGUGUAUCUGGCUGGUGCACGCGAGGCCAUGGAGGAGGACAUUGAACCCUACAAGCUUGACCAACGCUAUUGGACAGCGGUUGAGCCCAACGCUCUGACCUCUAAGCAGAUUGAGAAGGUAGCUCAACUUUUGCUCGAAGCCGAGUCGCCACUCCUCAUCACUGGAUACAGUGGACGAAACCACAAUGCUGUAGGGGCGCUUGUUGAGCUGGCCAACACCGUCAAAGGACUCAGAGUCUUGGACACUGGUGGUAGUGACAUGUGCUUCCCAGCCGAUCAUCCAGCGUGGCUGGGCCUCAGAUACGGUGUGGAGGACAACAUCAAGACUGCGGAUGUGAUUCUAGUGUUGGACUGCGAUGUUCCCUGGAUACCAACCCAGUGCAAGCCCCGAGACGACGCCAAGAUCGUCCACAUCGAUGUCGAUCCACUCAAGCAACAGAUGCCUGUGUUCUACAUCAACGCUCUAGCCAGAUACCGUGCUGACUCCGAGACUGCUAUUACGCAAAUCACCGAACACUUGAAGACAAAGUACGAGUGUGAGAUCAAGAGCAGCAAGUUCGAGGAGAAGUGGACUAAGCUGCAGGACUCGCACAAGCAAAAGCUGCAGACAAUCUCGGAACAAGCAAAGCCUGGUGAGGAUGGUACAUAUGGCUGCUCAUACUUGAUCCAUCAGCUGCGCAAGUCAUGUCCACAAGACACUAUCUGGGCCAUCGAGGCGGUGACGAACACGGCCUUUGUCGCAGAUCAGAUUCAGGCUACUUUCCCCGGCUCGUGGAUCAACUGCGGUGGAGGUGGACUCGGAUGGUCCGGUGGCGGUGCUCUGGGAAUCAAGCUCGCUACUGACUUUGAGAACGGCGGUAAGGGCAAGUUUGUCGUUCAGAUUGUUGGCGACGGCACAUAUCUCUUCAGUGUACCAGGAUCGGUGUAUUGGAUUGCGCAGCGCUACAACAUCCCAAUCCUGACUAUCGUUUUGAACAACAAAGGUUGGAACGCACCACGCAAGUCGCUCCUUCUAGUCCAUCCAGACGGCGAGGGCAGUAAAGUUUCGAACGAGGAGCUAAACAUCUCGUUUGCACCUACGCCUGAUUACUCUGGUAUCGCGAAGGCAUCAUCUGGCGGAAAGUGCUGGGCUGGUCACGCCGGCACUGUGGAAGAGCUGGCUAAAAUGCUUCCCGAAGCGAUUGAGGCCGUGAAGGGUGGUGUAUGUGCCGUCCUAGACGCCCAUCUCGAUGGACCGCAAGGCAAGUACGGCGGUGGAAAGGCCGCCUUGAUAGGUUGAGAGCGCACCACAGUCAUGACUGGGAACAUGUAUAUCUAGAACGUCUUCGAUGACCACGACAAGGGACGGCAGAAUGUUUUGUUUUUGAGAAAACAGAUAUUAUCUAAAGCAAGAAAGGGGGGGUAUCAUGAAAACCAAACCCAACGUACAUACAUCCUCUUCAUCCAUCAUCUAGAAGAUCCGAGACUCCUUCUUCCUCCUUCGCGACCUCGAUCAUUAUCUCUCUUGCUAUUUGACGGCGAAGCAGGAUUCUUGCUCGAAGCAGAAACGACGCGUGCAGUGCCUCUAGCAGCCGGACUUUUCGUACUCUUAUCCUUUUCCUCACUCAAAUCCA
This is a messenger RNA of Aureobasidium subglaciale EXF-2481, 2235 nucleotides long. RefSeq lists its product as uncharacterized. The record is from RefSeq and is a predicted model, not a curated record. Gene Ontology annotation, molecular function: magnesium ion binding; flavin adenine dinucleotide binding; acetolactate synthase activity. The transcript is spliced from 5 exons. The coding region runs from base 111 to 1901 and encodes 596 amino acids. NCBI's taxonomy places the organism in Eukaryota, Fungi, Ascomycota, Dothideomycetes, Dothideales, Saccotheciaceae. Gene Ontology annotation, biological process: L-valine biosynthetic process. Gene Ontology annotation, cellular component: acetolactate synthase complex; mitochondrion.